UUCACUCAUCACCCCUAAAAGUCUCACCCUUUCCUUUUUCUUCUUGUUCGAGAAAUCAACAGAACCAGAACAAAACCUUUUUCAAAAAUGUCAGACACCAAUCCUGAAUUGUCAAACUUCAACGCCCUAAACAUUGACGUCACAGAAUCAAUCCUCUCCCUCCUCCCAAUCCCAUCCCUCGUCCGUUUCUCCUCCGUCUCAAAACUAUGGCGCUCAAUCAUCACAUCCCUCCCUCCUUCCCCUUCCUCCUCCUCUUCACCAUGGCUCUUCCUCUUCGGCAUCCACAACACCUCCUCCUUCCACAACCAAUCCUUCGCCUUCGAUCCUCUCUCCAACUCCUGGCUCCGCCUCCCCUUCCCCUCUCUCCCUUCCCUCCACCUCGUCGGAUCCGACCGCUUCCUCUUCACCACCGCUCCUCGAUUCUCCUUCUCUCCCAUCUUCAAACCUAACUGGCGUUUCACCUCCCCUCUUCGUUUCCCCAGAAUCAACCCCCUUCUCGCCGUUUUCUCCACCUCCUCCAAGCUCAUCCUCGUCGGCGGAGUUGGAUCCAUCGGCGGAUUAGUCAACAUCGACGAUCGCUUGCCCGUUCAAAUCUACGAUUCCACUCUCGAUUCAUGGGAGCUUUGUCCUCCUCUUCCCGCGGCUUUCCGAUCCAACGCUCACGAAACCCUCAGCUCGGCUCUGUACAAACGCAAAUUCUACUUCUUCGAUAUCAGUUCAUGCUUCAUCUCCUCCUUUUGCUUGGAUACUUACUCAUGGAGCGAUGUCCAAACACUUAGACCACCCGGGCUCCUCUUCGCCUUCCUCAAUUCAUGUAACGAUACGCUUGUUCUCGGUGGGAUGUGUAAUUCGGAUCGCGGAUUCUCGUUUAAUCUCUGGAGAAUCGAAGAAGGUUCGAUGGAGUUUAGUGAAAUCGCGAUAAUGCCUGAGGGUUUGUUGUGUGGUUUGGUGGAUAAUGAGGAUGAGGAAGAUGGUGGUAACAAGUAUAGGACUUUGAAAUGUGUUGGCUCUGGGAAUCUUGUAUAUGUCUUUAAUGAAGAUGGUCAUAAGAAGUAUCCUGCUUGUCUUUGUGAGAUUGGUGUGGAGAAUGGCAAGUGUAGAUGGAGAAUUGUGCCUCAUUUGCCUUCUCCUGUUAACAAGUUUCAUAAACUUGUCACUUUCUGCUCUACUGUUUCCAUUACCGAUGUUUUCCACUCUCAAAUUGGUGCUUGAAACUUUCCUUUACUUAUACGCCAAUGUGUUUAUGUAAAACGGAGAAGAGAAAUAAUGGAAAGUGUACAAAGAUGGCUUUCAAUUUAUUAUGGUAAUCAUAUGUAUAUUUAAUUAGGUGAUAUUAGUGAAAACGUAGUUUGUAAUUCUUCCUUGAUAUGUUGCUAUGCUAACUCUUUUGUAUGAUUCCAUAUAAUGUAUGUGUGUUUAUGUCAUUGUUUCUUCAUAAGAACCUCAUCGUUUAC
This is a messenger RNA of Eruca vesicaria subsp. sativa (arugula), 1454 nucleotides long. The record is from the annotation of a GenBank genome assembly. NCBI's taxonomy places the organism in Eukaryota, Viridiplantae, Streptophyta, Magnoliopsida, Brassicales, Brassicaceae.